Acanthaster planci (crown-of-thorns starfish) is the source of this 1408-nucleotide messenger RNA. RefSeq lists its product as uncharacterized. Lineage: Eukaryota; Metazoa; Echinodermata; Asteroidea; Valvatida; Acanthasteridae. The record is from RefSeq and is a predicted model, not a curated record.
AUUCCACUUAGCCCGUGCAUCCGGUGACUACAUCGCUUCAUGAUCACUUCAAGUGCAUCGCAGUUGCAUGGUAACGCCGCAAACAGCUAUUCGUGGUUUGAAAAGAAACAGAAUCUGUUACAGAAAAAGGCAGCCCACAACACAACAAGAUGCUGAGUUUCUUUUAUUUGAUAUCAAUUUCAAGCCUUGUGACCAAGGCCCACAACGAGCCAUCUUGCCAAGGAAACGCCAGGUCAUGCACUACGGAAUGCCCACGAAAUCUCAACCGAGAUUUCAACGGCAUUCCCAACCGUGUCCUGCUUGGCCACGGAUACGGCAACCUGACAGUAGCUUCGCCGGUCCGGUGUGGCAGGGAGUGUCUCAUCGAAGACCGCUGCUUCUCUUUUCAGUAUUCCGAGAAGGACAGGCAGUGUGAGUUGAAUGAAGCGACAGCGUCGCAAUUCCCGCUGGCUCUGAUUGAGAAAACGGGUAAAAACCACUUCGGACCAGAACAGCCAACUUUUGCUGAGCUAAUAACAAGUUGGAAGGGAGAAGCUCCAUUGAGUCUGACUGACUGUUGGUACCAGAGUCGAGCAUGUGCCUCCUCUGACUGCCAAAGUGCCGGCCAACACCUCUGCCUUCAAUGGGAACUACAACACGCCUACAAGGAAGGCUACCCGCCAACAACUCCCCAUGGCUCGUGGUGCGCUGAUCUUGGCCGCCUGGCCGUUCUAACGGAGACCGGAGUGACCUUCCACGACCUGCCGCUGACCACUUCUGCCCCCGCUCUUUGCUGCUCUGUCCCAGUGAGCUACCGAGAGCCCGUUCUGACAGAGCAGAAAUAUGAUCUCGCGGACCGUGCUGGUCAGUUGAGCGGUUGCUCCGACCUGGCUGCCCAUCUCUGCACCCUGGCUGAGCUCAAGGAGGCCUACGAUCACGGCUACCGAUGCAAUUGUUGGUAUUACUUUGCAACACCGAACCGCGAUGCAUCAGUGAAGCCCGGUGGGUGUGGUGCCUAUUACGGCUCCGAGUGCUACCAAGGGAUCAUAGCAAACACACCAAGACCAGCCAAUGGUCGUCCAGCUUACUGCUGUCCAAACCGCGCCCAAUAACUAGUCUGGCAUGCAUGCAAGCGGGUAGGAUUGAGAUUGGGUGGGUGAUUGAAGGCAAAUACACAGAGACCAUAAUAGGCUUAAGAACCGAUGUUAGUAGUGCGUGAAGUUAUUAAUUAAAGGAACGGAAUUGUCAUGUUUUUCAACCGUAAUCUGUGUAGUGGUUCCACACUCCCUAAAUCUAUCAUCUCAAAUAAUUAUGAAAUAAAGCCAUACUUAGCUCUGAGAUUACAGCUGCAACGGCGUUUAAUAUUUCAGUAUAUAAAAAAAAAUCAAACAUACGUAUUACUCUUUUCUCUUCUGUUGUACGUUUUCAA